AUCAGCAGUAUUUAACUUGUUUCUUUGUUUUAUUUUUAGUUCAUCCAAAAUGAGCCAGUCAUCAACUGAGGAACCACCUGAGUUGAAUACGUGGACCAAAGAGGUCGUCCACCACUGGCUGAUGAAUGUGGUCAAAGUUCCUCAGAGUUGUGCCAAUCUUUUCCUGGAGGAGGAAAUGACUGGAGAAACUCUCAAUGAGAGUAAGAAGUCAGAUAUAUUGGAAUUAAAAAUACCAAAAGGCCCCGCUGUCAAAAUCUCCCGUUAUCUAGAGAAGCUUAAGGAAGGAUCACAACAUGAGUCCCAGUUCCCAGCUGAAGUGGAAAACUGGACAAAGGAGGAAGUGGCUCAGUGGUUAGUGGGGCAUGUGAAGGGCGAUGGCAAAAAGACUGAACGAUUUCAAGAGGAAGAAGUGUCUGGAGAUUGUCUUGUUUGCUUCGAGAAGCAGGAUUUCCUGGAUCUGGGGCUAAAGAGGGGUCCCACUCUCAAGAUCCUGAAGGAGCUCAAGCGACUGAGAAUUCAAGAGUCAACGCCACCAUCCAGAUUCAAAUCGUUCUUUAUGGGCAAAAACAAACAAGCAGGCAAGAAUCUGCCAACGGAGAGAAAGACAACUGAAGUAACAUUUCAGAAACCAGCCCCGUUGAUCAAGGAUACCCUGGAUAGGCUUUCGACAGACGAUUUCAACAAUUUUAAAUUUCAUCUGAACAAUCACACAGACCCUGAGUGCGAAGCAAUUCCCCUCUGCAAACUGGAAGGUAAAGACACCGGUCACAUCGCUACAGUAGUGACCAACCACUACGGACCUGACAAGGCUUUACGCGUCACACAUGAUGUUCUCCGAGUGAUACAUCGGCGUGAUCUUGCUGACCAACUGAAAAGCCACACGGGUUCGGUGGAGGUCCGCCAAAACACGUGUGUCGAUGAAGACGAAACAACGCAGUCACACUCAUCCAGCUUGUCCGGAUCUGAAUUCACACCGACAAAAAAGAAAUUGAAAAAAAAAAAGUCCUCCUGUUUUAAUUUUACUGGUAACUUCACAUUGUUUAAGCUAACGUGCUGUUCUAAGUGAUUCUGUCCAUUUAAGGAGUCGUACCAAGCCAUGCAUUAAUGAUGUCAUACUUUUGACAUCAUCAUUGAAAAAAGUGUUAGACCAAAUUGUCUUAAAGGUCUUCUAUCAUGCAAAAUGCACUU
Messenger RNA from Notothenia coriiceps (black rockcod), 1188 nucleotides. RefSeq lists its product as uncharacterized. Gene Ontology annotation, molecular function: protein binding. Gene Ontology annotation, cellular component: cytoplasm. The record is from RefSeq and is a predicted model, not a curated record. Lineage: Eukaryota; Metazoa; Chordata; Actinopteri; Perciformes; Nototheniidae. The transcript is spliced from 3 exons. Bases 50 to 1066 code for a protein of 338 amino acids.